This is a messenger RNA of Coregonus clupeaformis (lake whitefish), 1926 nucleotides long. Its product is annotated as protein C-ets-1. The coding region runs from base 130 to 1467 and encodes 445 amino acids. Gene Ontology annotation, biological process: cell differentiation; regulation of transcription by RNA polymerase II. The record is from RefSeq and is a predicted model, not a curated record. Lineage: Eukaryota; Metazoa; Chordata; Actinopteri; Salmoniformes; Salmonidae. The transcript is spliced from 7 exons. Gene Ontology annotation, molecular function: sequence-specific DNA binding; DNA-binding transcription factor activity, RNA polymerase II-specific. Gene Ontology annotation, cellular component: nucleus.
GCCCCCUGUGGGAAUCGAACCCACAACCCUGGCGUUGCAAGCGCUAGGCUCUACCAACUGAGCUACAGGAGGCCUUCUCAGUUGUAAAGGCUCCUUUUGUGGCAUCAUCUCUCUAGAUAACCUCCCUGUAUGUCUUUUGCAGUAUCUUUUCCAUGUUACCUAAUUGGGAGUUCUCCUCUCCUAUUUGGUAGUGUCCCCAUUACCCGCCCCUCCAUCACCCAUAUGAUUGACACAUAUCCGUCACCGCCUGUCCCCUCCCUCCUUGUCCUAUUGGUCCUAUUAAAACCCCUCUCCUCCCUCCUCGUCCUAUUGGUCUUAUUAAAACCCCUCUCCUCCCUCAUCUGGAUCACUUUCUUCCACCUGAUCCCUCGUUCCAAAGACCUAAGGAUGGACUGGAGUGCUUACGAGAUGGACCACCUGGAUGUCCCUCCUCUCACCCCCACCAGUAAGGAGGUCCUGAGCCAGGCGAUGAGGGCCACCUUCGCUGGCUUCGCCCAGGAGAGGAACCGCAUGCACUUCCCACAAGACCCUAACCUAUGGUCAGAGUGGGAGGUGAACCACUGGUUAGACUGGUGCCAGGCCGAGUUCGGCCUCCAAAGCCUGGGCCCGGAUUUGAGAAGGCUGCCUGGGAGUGAGCUCUGUGCCAUGGACAGAGAGGCCUUCCUGGACCUGACCUCUGACUGCACAGCAGGAGAGAUCCUCUGGGAACAUCUGGAAACUAUGUGCAGAGACAGUUACGCGGACCAUGUGCAGCUCAUGGACAAGCAAAAUCACCACGGUCAGUUCUCCCAUCUCCCAACAGAACCCCCACAGCUUCUGACCCUUCACCCUGUGACUGUGAGAUAUCAGGACUACCACCGGGUCAAACAGGAAGGACCUCUGCUCCGAGACCUUGAUAGGACAGACUAUGAUUCUGAGGUUGGGACCCUGCGUUAUGAGGACACAGACAGCACCGCUUCCCUGUCCUGGACUAGACCAAUGCAGGGUUUAGACAAGGGGGUGGAAGAGUCCAUCUCUGAGGACCCCUUCAAUUUGCCACACCCACACAGGAGCUUCAAAAAGUUUAUACGGGACAAGACUGAUCUGGGUAGAGCUGUGGAUCCUGCAGCCAUUCUGGCUGGUUAUACUGGUAGUGGUCCCAUUCAGCUGUGGCAGUUUCUAUUGGAUCUCCUCACUGACCGCAGCUGUCAAUCAUUCAUCAUUUGGACAGGGGAUGGAUGGGAGUUUAAACUGACAGAUCCUGAUGAGGUGGCCAAGCUAUGGGGCCGGAAGAAGAACAAGCCUAAGAUGAACUACGAGAAGCUGAGUCGAGGCCUGCGCUACUACUACGACAAGAACAUCAUCCACAAGACGUCUGGCAAGCGCUACGUCUACCGUUUCGUCUGCAACCUGCAAGGACUGCUGGGAUAUGAACCCCGGGAACUGCAUGCCAUGUUGGAUAUCACGGCCAAAGAUGGCCAUGAGUGAAAGGGAGGAAUUGGGCGUUUCCCUUUAUUCCUCGACCACCUUCUAAAAACGCAUUGGAGGAGAAGGUCAGAGGGAAGGAACCAAAGAGAUAUACCAUAGAGAGGAAUGGGAGGAACCUCUUCUCCUUCAGUGAGUUUUGAGAAGGAGGUUGAAGAAUCAAGGAAAGACUUUUGAGAUUCACCCUAUGGUGCAGAAGGGUCAAGGGUCAAGAGACAGAGACUGUGUUUACAAAAACCCAACGUCCUUAUCAUUUGGCCAUAUGGUAAUCAUCACUUUGAUCAUGGUCAAUUUAAUCAUGAUUGGGGGUAAGCUGUGGGGCUUGUAUGUUUAUAUGUGAUAUGUAUAUUUUGAAGAUAUGAGAAGAUAAACAUUUUUGUUUCAAUUGUUGUUUAUACAGUGCCUUCAGAAAGUAUUCACACCCCUUGACUUUUUCCACAUUUUGUUGGGUUACAAGGUGGG